Molecule: messenger RNA, 363 nt
Organism: Metschnikowia bicuspidata var. bicuspidata NRRL YB-4993
Lineage: Eukaryota; Fungi; Ascomycota; Pichiomycetes; Serinales; Metschnikowiaceae
Exons: 1
Coding region: 1-363 (120 amino acids)
Source: RefSeq, a predicted model, not a curated record
AUGCUGGCCAAAAGCGCCACUCCCGCCACACCUGUCACGAGGCCUGUAUCUCACAUCGGCGACUCGACUACGUGGAUAAAACAGUGGUACACACCUCUUGAAAACAGCUCUUCGAGCUCAGUUUCCAACUGCAAACUUCGUGGGUGGGUCAAGACAACAAAUGCCCCGCUGGAACAAGCCAUUGCCAUCAGUUCAGACACCUAUGAUUUGGAUAAACAUAGCUCCCACCAGGAGCCGGAGGAGGAAAAACCUGUGGUCGAAGAGACGCCUGUGGAACAGACGGAGAACUCCGAUUUGAAGCUGGCAUUGUCAAUGGAGAAACGCGAAGACCAGGUCUCAUCAUUGUCCGGCUUGGGCAUGUAA